Molecule: messenger RNA, 874 nt
Organism: Lolium rigidum
Lineage: Eukaryota; Viridiplantae; Streptophyta; Magnoliopsida; Poales; Poaceae
Product: dehydration-responsive element-binding protein 2C-like
Exons: 1
Coding region: 39-701 (220 amino acids)
Biological process (GO): positive regulation of DNA-templated transcription; response to stress
Cellular component (GO): nucleus
Molecular function (GO): transcription cis-regulatory region binding; DNA-binding transcription factor activity
Source: RefSeq, a predicted model, not a curated record
UGGAGCCGGCCGGGGCGCAGCAGCAGCAGCAGGCGGUGAUGCCGACGACGAAGCAGAAGAAGUGCUGCCCGCUGCGGCGGUCGCGCAAGGGGUGCAUGAAGGGCAAGGGCGGGCCGGACAACCAGCAGUGCCCCUUCCGCGGCGUGCGCCAGCGCACCUGGGGCAAGUGGGUCGCCGAGAUCCGCGAGCCCAACCGCGGCGCGCGGCUCUGGCUCGGCACCUUCGGCAGCGCGCUCGACGCCGCACGCGCCUACGACGCCGCGGCCAGGGCGCUCUACGGCGACUGCGCCAGGCUCAACCUCGCCCAGCAGCUGACGCGCGCCCAAGCGCAGCCGCAGCCGAUGCCGCUGCAGCAGCUCCCGCCUCCGGUCGAAGCGCCGGGGACGCCCUGCUGCUCCUCCUCCAACAACUCCAACUCCACGGCGUCUACUCCGACUGAUGUGGUGGACUGCAGCGCCUGGAUGCAGCAGCCGUCCUCGGAGGCGGCGGAGGACUUCGAGGCGUACGUCACGCGCCUGCCCAAGGCGGAGGACUUCGGGCUGGAGGGCUUCCAGGAGGUGCCCCUCGAAGUGCUCGACGAGGCCGGCGGCGGGAUCAGCAUCUGGGACCUCUCCGUCGCGCCGGACAUGGUGGCCGCCGCUUCCACCUCGGCUGCGGCCUGCGCCGUCCCGCACCAGCGGCUGCAGCAGCCCGCAUGGUGAGCUCCGUUCCGAGAAUACAAACAAGUGACAGUCAUAAGCUAGUGUUAUACAUACAGCAUCGUUCGUCUCUACCCCGUUGUUACCGUCGCAGCUGCUGUAGAUAGCGGGCUAGUUUGGUACUACCUCAAGUCCUUUUUUUCUCUUCCGUCGUUGCAGUGUAGAGUAAAUAUUGG